UCCUGAGUUCGCAGGGCCUGGAGAAGAGGGAGAAAGGGAGCGUUGGUGCCACCGGAAUAAGGUCCCCCUGAAGGACGAAGACACCUCCAAUCCAGCCAGGAGAUGCGUGGAUGUAGACCAGGGUCACAAUGGUGCACAGCCCUAUGUUUGUUACGCUCGUCUUGACCUAUCUGUCGUCCUUCGUUGGCCUGAUCGGCAACCUCAUCGUCCUUUUCGCUUUCAUCAGCAAUGCCAUCCGUCACAAGGCGGUGGAACCUCUGGACCGGAUCAUCAUCAACAUGGCGCUGGUCAACUUCCUUCUCUGCUGCUACAGGGCCAUCCCCGGGCUGCUCCUUUCCAGCAGCACCAACGUUUUCAAUGAGCUGGGCUGCAGGAUUCUUCUCUACACCUACCACACGCUCAGGCUGAUCAGCAUCUGGUCCGUGGAGAACCUGAGCUUCCUCCACCUCAUCAAGAUCCGACGGCCCAACCAGCCGUGGGCAAAGUUCAUCGACCGGCACCAGGGACAGUAUGUCAACAGCAUCCUCGUGGCCUGUUGGAUUUUCACGAUCCUCUUACAUAUCCCUUACCUGACGUAUGACAGUGCAGCAGUGAGAACAAACAAGACCAUAGUCCUCCUGGCCAUUUCAACCUGCUUAACGUACACAGAGAGCUCUUCCAUUAGGUACAGCACUUACGUAUCCAUCGGCUUGGACCUUGUCCUCAUCACGCUAGUCGUUGUCCUCAAUGGCUUUAUUAUUGACCUCCUCUGUAAGCACAGCAGGAAGGUGGAGGCUGUCUCCUCCGCCACAGGCACCAGCUGGAACAACCACACCGCCCAGGCCACUAAAAUCUUGCUUUCGUUACUCUGCAUCUACGUUAUCUGCUGGAUCUCCAAUGACAUGGUCUGGAUAGCUACCAUCUCCGGGUAUAUCAAGAGCAAUUUUGAACACAGCCUCCUCAGCGCGCUCUACGGCAUCCUGGCUUCCGUUUAUUACUCGGCCAGUUCCUACGUGAUCGUGUUUGGCUACCAAAAAGUCAGAGAGUACGUGGUGGAAGCCUGCGGGUGCCUCAAAUGGACGAGGCCCACCGUCGUCCCUUGUUGAGAGGAAGGGGCAGGCCUUCCAAAGGGUGGAGGAAGGGCUCUUGUCCGUUCGGAUCGGGAACCGACUUGCUCUAAGCCGCAAAAUUCUGGUCGCCGUCUGGGAAAACCACAACUUAACAAAGAAUCCAUUUACAGUUCAGGUGGAUGGACUCAGCUCCUGGAUCCUCGCUGGCUGACACCUCCGGCGUCCUUACUGAUGGGAGAGGAGAUAAAGAUCGCACAAGAAAGAAGUUCAUCGAGCCUGCUAAGAACGCACAGCUGCUGGACUAAACCCUGGCCCUUUGCAGCUGCUCAGGUCUUCUGAUCAGGUCGCACAUUUUUUUUUAUAUACCAACGUUCAUGUAGAUGUUCCAUCUCUUAUGGAACCACAGCUACCGCUACCUUCUUUUGUGGCUUGUUUCAGGUAGCCGUAAUAAUAGCUUUUGUAGGGGAACUGGGGGUGUGAAGCAGUCAGAACCAGAGAGCGGGGCAGAAAGAAAGCAACCCGGGACUAUUAGCA
Molecule: messenger RNA, 1583 nt
Organism: Pogona vitticeps (central bearded dragon)
Lineage: Eukaryota; Metazoa; Chordata; Lepidosauria; Squamata; Agamidae
Product: olfactory receptor class A-like protein 1
Biological process (GO): G protein-coupled receptor signaling pathway
Cellular component (GO): membrane
Molecular function (GO): pheromone receptor activity
Source: RefSeq, a predicted model, not a curated record